AUGACGAAUCCCGCGACCUGCAGAGACGCCUCUCGAUUACUAGACGAGGCCAUCGCUACGCUGAAACGUGCUCGUGUGGAUGCAACCGCCUCCCACGCAACUGCCCGCCAUCGGUUUCUGGAUGACGCGGAGAAGGUGGCUCUUCGCAACGAGCUGCUGGCAUGGUACGACGCCGAGCAGCGCAUCAUGCCUUGGCGCCUUCCAUCGGGAGCAAACAUGUCUGUCCCGGACGUUCUUAGGGACUUGGCGAGAAAGUACAAGUACCGCAGAAACAGGAUUUGGCGCAGCGUGCCUACGAAGGUAGGUUUGAACACGUACCUGCCAGCGCGAGCAAUUAACGGAGUUGCAAAACUAGUUUGGGUGUCUGAGAUUAUGUUGCAACAAACCCAAGUGGCAACCGUGAUCCCGUUCUACAAGAGAUGGAUGGCACAGUGGCCUACGAUAUUCAUGUUGGCUGAAGCCGAUGGAGAGGACGUGCACAAUGCAUGGGCCGGACUAGGUUACUAUUCACGAGCUCGCCGGCUUCAUGAAGGAGCGCAGCUGGUCGUGAAGAAGUUCAACGGACGAUUACCUUCCGACCCGACCGCAAUGGAGAAGGAGGUCCCCGGGAUAGGCCCUUACACGGCAGGCGCCGUGGCAUCGAUUGCCUACAAUGUUUCUGCGCCUCUGGUGGAUGGGAAUGUUGUGCGCGUGCUAUCCCGUUUGCGGGCGCUUGCCGCGGAUCCCAAAUUGAAGGAAUCGAUAACUACGCAUUGGUCACUAGCAAAAAACGUACUAGAUGUGGACCGGCCAGGACAUUUCAAUCAAGCGUUGAUGGAUCUGGGCGCAACCAUAUGCACGCCACAGAACCCUGAAUGUGGACGAUGCCCGAUCAAAGCAUUCUGUCAUGCGCAUGCAGAGGUAGGGAGGAUCGUGAACAACUCCCAGAAAUUCCGCUCACUGGCUGGGUUCGCGACGUCCACCCUUUCCCAGACGAAAGCGAUCAAGAUUUUGGCACAGGAGAAGUUCGGCAAGGCGAAGGGACAAGAUCCGCCAACCGUGGAGAUGGAAGACAUUUGUCAUGCAUGCCCACCGCUGACCGAUAUCGAGGAUGCAGGGGUGACCCGGUACCCCGCAAAAGCUGUAAAGAAGGCCGCACGGAUCGAAGCAUGUGCCGUUUGUAUCCUUGAACACGUUCCGGAACAGGGGCCGUCUCGGUAUUUGUUGAUGCGGGGGCCAAAGAAAGGCCUUCUUGCGAACCUUUGGGACUUUCCGAUGGUGAUCCUUGAAAGCCCCGACGUGGAAGAAUCGCAAGUGUCACCAAGUUUCCAGAUUCGUCAAGCGUCAAUCGAUGAUUGGCUGCUUAGCAAUGCAGGGCUCGACCUGUUGCCCGGUGACGGACUCAAAAGCGAAGAAAAGGAUGACCUUGAGGGGUCCACCCGCAUUCAGUCGCGGAAGGAUCUUGGGUCUGCGGUUCAUUUGUUUUCACAUAUCCGACGAAGCAUGCAUGUCGAGCAUAUUGUCGUCACGGGGCCGCUACCCGCAGUAUCGACAGCGCUGCCCCCGGUUGUAGGAGGAGCGAAACGGAAGAGCACAGCAGGAAAGAAGGCGGCUGCGGUCAAGGGGAAGAAGUUGAAAGGGAAAGAUGUGGGGAAAGGGAAGAAGAAGACAGUAGUUGAUGACAAUGACGAGUUUGCUGCGGAUCUGCCCGAUGCGGGUGAGGACGAGCCGCGAGAGUUGCGCUGGGUUACUAAGGAGGAGAUGCUGGGGACGCAAGGCACGCGCACCGCGAAGAAUGCCGCUACGGUUCCUGUUCCAGCAACUUUGAAACGCGCGUUUGGUCUGCUGAGUGCGGAAGGAUCAGGCGCCGUCCCAAAAACACGCAAGCGGGCGGCCGCUGACCCUGGCGCUGCGAAAGUGUCGGGAUCCGCUGGUGGAGGGCGUGCAGCGAAGAAGAUCAAGCGGCGGCGGCCUGGGGAUGAGUCUGAAACGGAAGAGAGCAGUGCGAGUGAUACUGGCGAGGACGAUAGUAGGGAGGAAGUUGAAGAGGUAAACAGCCUUCCACAACUGCUACCCAAAUGCUCACUGCUCAUCCCAUCCACAGAAGGCCUUGCCACCCGCAAGGGAAGGAAUCCGCCGCAGUACUCGCAUCUCGACUUCCAAGGUAUCUGUGUCUACGACAACGACGCCAUCGUCUGGCAGACAGAAGCAGAUGCAGCAGACGUCAGUCGCGUCGUAUUUCACCCGGACGGCGUAACAAUGAGUGUAGCCAAGAGUCGAUAUGAAUUUAAUGUUUGCUAUGUAAGCAAACUGCAGUGGACCUGUCAGUCGCUCCCAAGGCGAGCGGCAGGCAUCACGCGUCAGGACAUAUUAUAA
Molecule: messenger RNA, 2355 nt
Organism: Fimicolochytrium jonesii
Lineage: Eukaryota; Fungi; Chytridiomycota; Chytridiomycetes; Spizellomycetales; Powellomycetaceae
Exons: 9
Coding region: 1-2355 (784 amino acids)
Biological process (GO): base-excision repair; mismatch repair
Cellular component (GO): nucleus
Molecular function (GO): oxidized purine DNA binding; 4 iron, 4 sulfur cluster binding; 8-oxo-7,8-dihydroguanine DNA N-glycosylase activity
Source: RefSeq, a predicted model, not a curated record